This is a messenger RNA of Brenthis ino (lesser marbled fritillary), 1128 nucleotides long. NCBI's taxonomy places the organism in Eukaryota, Metazoa, Arthropoda, Insecta, Lepidoptera, Nymphalidae. The record is from the annotation of a GenBank genome assembly.
AUGUCAGACCAUGAUAAAAGUAGGCGUCGAAGUAUUGAAAGACAUCGAAGCCGUAGCCGAGAUAGACACAGGAGUAGAGAUCGAGAACACCGAGGACGCAGCAGAGAACGCUAUAGAGAUUCCAGUAGAGAUCGUCAUAGAAAUAUCAGUAGAGAUAAAAAACGACAUGGCAGUAAAGAAAGACAUCGAAGUAGCAGCAGUGAGAGACAGCGAGAUCGACGCUCCGAGAAAAACAAUCGUCACAAUGACGACCACAGUAAACACGAUCGUGACAGAGGACGCAGCUCUUACAAAGAAUUUAGUGGAGGUGGCCUAGGCGGAGGUCUAGGAAGUGGUGGUGGAGGUGGUCCUCGGGGGCGAUACAAACCUCAAGAAGAAGAAUUUCUGGAUGCUCGUAGGGAAGAAAGAGAAAGAAUUGGUGAAAUUGGAGUAUCAUCUGUUUGGGGGAAGUCACCAACGAGACCUGACUCUGAUGAUGAAGAAGAACAACCAAAGAACUCAGAAACUAGUAAAGAGAAAAAAAAGAAGAAAUCUAAAGAUAAAGAUGACACAAAGCGGAAGUUGAAAAAGUUGAAGAAAAAACUUAAAAAAGCAAAAAAAGCUCGUAAAAAAGCAAAGAAAAAAUCUAAAGGUUCUUCAAGCAGUGACAGCAGCAGCAGCAGCAGUGAGGAAGAGAUUUGGGUAGAGAAAGGAAAAGAACAUGAAGUUAGUACAAGUAGAGCUUCAAAGAAAGAUGUUGAAGAUGAGUUAGCUUCUGAAGCAUAUGGACCAGUACCUAGAGUAGGUCCAGCAUUAGGUCACAAGGAUUUUGGUCGAGCACUGCUGCCGGGUGAAGGUGCUGCGAUGGCUGCCUAUGUGGCUGAGGGCAAGAGGAUCCCGAGGAGAGGAGAAAUAGGCCUCACGUCUGAUGAAAUAGCCUCUUAUGAGUCUGUGGGUUAUGUCAUGAGUGGAAGCAGACACCGUCGCAUGGAGGCAGUGCGAAUCCGCAAGGAGAACCAGAUCUACUCGGCGGACGAGAAGCGCGCGCUGGCCGCCUUCAGCAAGGAGGAGCGCGCCAAGCGCGAGAAUGCCAUCCUGGCGCAGUUCCGCGACGUGCUGCAGGCGCGCUCGCAGCGCCGCGACGCCGCC